Molecule: messenger RNA, 8946 nt
Organism: Symbiodinium sp. CCMP2592
Lineage: Eukaryota; Dinophyceae; Suessiales; Symbiodiniaceae
Source: the annotation of a GenBank genome assembly
AUGGCUGCCUCUUACUCAGAUAGCCGUAGUGUUUUCGAUGCCAGAGUGGACGCAUGUGGGCUUCCACGAGAGGAUGCUGUGAAGGUUAAGGCCGCUGUGGGAUCGCUUCGGCAGCUUGCUUUCAUUUCUAGCUUUACUCCUGGUCAAGCGGAUGAGGCCCCGCUUAUGGCUGCUCUGAAGUCGAUGUUGAGCCGCGAGGCUGAGUUGGCUGUUCAGGCAAGCUUCAGAGCACUGUAUCAUGAGGCUUAUGCUAUCGUUACUUCGGAGAUGCGGCAAAAGAUCGAGAAGAGCGAGGAGCCCACGGCAAGGAGGCUCACCCAGCCUGAGCGUGCCGAGAGGCACGAGAAGCAGGUCGCGAAGCUUGUGGGUGUGCUGAUCAAGGGACCUUCGGAGCCCAGUGAGGCACUUGUUGAUAAGGCAGUGUCGGCCUAUGAACAGAACGAGUUGAGGUACAUCUCUUGGGAAUCGUGCACCUCUCGAGAACAGGAGGUCGCCUCAGAACGCAAGAAGGACACUCGCUUCACGAUCGAUGAACAUUCGGGCAAGCUUAAAGUUGAGAAUAAAGAGGCUGAGGACAAGGCCUCCACCGCUUCGGAGGUCCAUGUCCUUCAGGCUUUGCAGAGACGAUCGCUUGCCCUUGAUCAAGCUAAUCUUGUCGAGUACACCCUGAUGCAGCAGUGGUCGGACCGCCUGCUGCGUGCCAGGAUGGACGAUCCACCGCCCCAGUACAGCCGUCCUUCUUGGGGCCAACUUGUGGCGGCGGACAAGAAGCUCUUCAGCGAGUUGAGAGAUCUGACAAGAGAUGGAGUUCAGUCAUCAAGCGGAGGAGUGCGCCCUCUUGACAAGCACCUUCCAGCUGUGAUGAUGUCGUACGACGUGGUCUGCUUGCUCCAGCCCAUGCCACAGUCGGCCAGUGGGCGAAGCACAGAGGAUUCUGGCAAGGAGCGCCCCGCUCCCUAUACUCCCAAGGGUCCUCGAAAGGGCGCUGGGAAGGGCAAAGAGGGCAAGGGAAAGGGACGCAUGCCUGCGCAGCUCAUUGCUUGGGGCUGCACUUCCUCAACCAAGAAAGGAAACCCGUACUGCUAUGGGUUCCAGCUUGGCAAUUGCGCCAAUGCUGUGACCAACAAUGCCUGCGUGAGAGGCCUGCAUGCUUGUGCCAUCCCGAAGUGUGGCCAACACGGGCACGGGGCUUCCACCACAACGACGAAUGAUUCGUCAGAGUCAAUCGGUCGUGCGGCCGAGGUUGGCCAGGCAGGAAAUGAUUCGGCUACCCAAGCCAGCCAGAGCUUGGUUCCGGAACACUUCCGCGACGGAUCAUCUUUCGAAGUGGAUGCACAUGUGCAACCAGCUUCCAGUUCUCCUCAGCACGAGAAAUUUUCCGCAAUUCUUCAGAGGUGCCUGAGCUUUUUCGACAGCCUCCCGAAUGAGUCAGUUGGGACUAAGACCCAAUCUCAUCGUGACCAGGUUGGGAAGGCUUUUUAUAGUGGGAUGUAUUCUAAGGGUGUCGUAGGGCUGCGAACUUCGGUCCACCGGCACCCCGAGGAGGUGAGAGUUCUUACUUCGUUGAUUCGAGCCGUCGACCCAACGUUGUUGUUUUCCAGUCUGGUUGUCACCGAGGACUCACGUGUCGGGGUCCACAAGGACGUCCAGAACGUCUGCAUCCAGAACUUGGUCAUCCCGAUGACUCGUUUUGGGGGAGGCGAACUGCUUCUAGAGGACCCCGCGGGAUCCUUGGUUCAGAGGGGUGAGGUUUCUUUUAGGGCUCGCGCUGUGUCCUUGGAUCAGGGACCAAUUGCAUUCGAUGCCCGCUCCGUUCGGCAUUCCGUGAACCCUUCUCGCGGUCGGCGUGUAGUCUUGAUCGCUUACUGCUUAAAAGGUUCGGACCGCCUUGCAACAGAAGAAUCCCAGUUGCUUCGUAACCUGGGGUUCGCAUUGCCCCAUCAGGAGCCUGCUGAGGUUCCUCUCCCCGCCUUCACGGUCGGUUUUCCUGAUUUUAGGCCUGCUCUAGGGUUUAGUCCCCCCGGCCCUAGUGCACCUCCAGUGGGUUUGUCUUCGGUUAAAGCUUGCCCUUGGUUGUGCCUAGAGCUGUUCGCCGAAACCGGCAACAUGACUUCUGCAUUGCGGAGCUUCGGAUUCAAAGCCCUUCCUUUGGGGCGCCGUGCCAAGGGGCCCGUGCAUGUUACACCGCUGGAUCUUUCUCGCGGCAUGUCUUGGCAAUACGUGAAGAGGCUUGUACAAGCUGGGGACGUGUUUGUGGUACAUCUCUCCCCGCCGGCUCGCGGUUCGCUUGCCGAUGCAGCGGCGCCGCACGUCGCUGACUUUUGCACUUGGCUCCGUUCCGAGUUUCCUUCUGUGCACUUUUCCGUUGUGUGUGCCGCCUCGGCCCCCCUUUGGAAACAACCUGGCCUGCUCGAUCUUAAACAGUCCUGCAUUCAGGUCUCAUUUGCUGCCUGUGGUCCCGGACCUCGCGAGAGCUUUCUCUUGAUGUCCUCACUGCCCGAGCUUCGGGCCCUGGGUGCUAAUCUGGUGCUUCUAGCGAGUGGGGCGGGUCGCUACAUGGACUACGAGGACAGUGAGUCCUCCGUGCCAAGAGUCGUGCCGCCGCCAGCCACGCAGUACAGGCGGCCGGGUGAUUCAGACGAGCCGCUGCCGGUGGCUCUGCAGUGUACCAAGGUUGUGCCCGUCUUUGAGGCUGUGCUUAAGAAGCCCAGGCUACAGGCAGGCGAGAAGGCCGGUGUCGAUCGAGAAAAUGUCCUACGUCGGUGGCUCUGUGUUCUGAGCCACUCACCUGGUGCCUCGAGGUUGGGGGUUCUCAUUUGGGCGAAAGGCGAAUCUGACCCCUUGGGGGUCGUGGCGCAGGCCUUGGCUGGGAAAGCAACAUCGACUUUGCUUAAGCGAGCCCGAUUUUCUGCACGAUUCAUUUGUUGGGCCGACAAGCAUCAUGUGAAGGCUUUCCCGGUGAGCCUCGAGUUUCUUGUGAGCUUCCUCAAACCACUUGCAGCCGAAGCCAGGAACAGUGCCAUUCGUGAGGCUAUGGAAACUGUGAAUUCCUGGAACAUGUUCUCGGAAUUGAGGUCGAACAAGGUCGAGGAGGUGCUCCUCCUCGAAGGAGCGCUGAUAGAGGGAGCCCUUGACAAGGUGGACAGGAACAUUUCGAAGCUUGAGCUUGACCUUGAUGGCGAUACGGGUUUCAUCGAGGUCAGAACUUAUGAGCACAAGAAUUGCCGGUUGAGCAGUGGACCGGGGGCCGUGCUCAUUUUGGUUGCGCCGUACCAUGGGCUCCACCAGAAGCCUUGGGGCGCCGCUUGGGCAGAGGCGGCGAAGGCCGUUGGCUUCGACUUCGAGAAGGGGCAUCGCGGGCCGUUGCUCCCCCGCCUGGCCUGCGAUUACUCUUGGAGCGGGGAUGCCAUCGAUGCCAACGAGACCACUACAUGGAUCAGGGCGUUGCUUUCACGGCUGCAAGCGGCCGAAGAAGAUCUUACAUUCUCCUCGCACGGCUUGAAGGCAACGCCGCUUUCUUGGACCUCGAAGGCUGGAUACAGUGAGAGGACGCAACUUGUCCUGGGACACCAUAGCUUAGGUCCAAGUGGGAAAACGCAAGAAGCUUACGCUCGCGAAGUGCAGGCGCAGCCGCUACGAGAUCUUGCAGAAUGUCUUGGUGCCAUCCGGCAGGGGGUUUUCCAUCCGGAUCGCACGAAGAGCGGGAUGAUUGCAGGAGGUGCGACCAUCCGUGAGUCGCGAUUCUCUUUGGCACCCUUGGGUCGUGCCAAUCUUUCGCCAUCUCACGAGAGCUUCGAGUGCGCUCCCGAAGUUGAGCUGGCCGAGGAUGGAGGCGUAGAACCUCCUGAUGAUCAGGACCUGGGUGAACAAGAAGACGUUCACGAAGCCUCGAGCAGCGAGUCUGAGAGCUCAGGUGAGUCCGAGGAGGAGACUCAUUAUGAGAGUUUUGGAGCAGGCGAAGCGCAGAAUGCGAUCCCGUCUGUGAACAUGGGCCCUGAUUUAGACAUUUUUCAGAACCCGAAGACCAAGAGCCUUCACUCACGAGCGAAGGGUUCUACUGGCAAGUUGAUCUGUGGAAGGUCGCUUGACAAUAUGAAGCCUUUCAGUGGAAAGGUCUUCAGCAGUAGAUGGCUGUGCAAGCAAUGCACAGCAGGCCGGCCCCUCCGCGACGCAGGGGCCAUGGCGAGUUUCAUCGCUAAGAAGCAGGGAUCGGAGAUCAUGGCGCAAACCCUUGUAGAGUCCAAGGCAGUCUUCCUGGAGCGAGCCAAACGUGUGGGCCUCCCUCAGGAAGCAGUGGAUCGCCUUGUUGCACAGACCAUCGACACGAUGGCGAAGCUAGCGUUCGCCCCUUGCCAGCCCGGCGAGACGCCGACCGAGGAGUCGUUGGCGGCCCUCAUCAAGGUGGGAGGUGCAGCCCCGCCGUUGGGAUCCAUCGCAGCGGUUCGACACCUGGUGUUCGAAGCACAGACCCUCUUGGUCAGCCAGACCAAGGCACUCGUUGAGAACAAGGAGAACGAGGUCAAGGAGUUAGCCCCCGCGGAGCGCCGCGAGCGCAUCCGAGCACAGGCCAACAAACUUAGAGGCAUCACCAUGUCUGGCCAGACUGAGUGCAGCUACGCCUCGUAUGACCUCUGCAUGAAGCUCCUUACUGAUAACUGCAUCAGCUACCUUUCCCCGGCCAAGUUCAUCACUCGUGAAGCUGAGCUGCGUUCCGAGAAACCGCGGAAGGAGUUGGAUGUACAGGCUUCAACACUGGUCGUGAGAGAUCGUGACCCCGAUCAGUCAUGCGAUACUUCCACUGCACUGAGCCUUCACCAUGCCAUGCACCGUCGAAGCCUUGCUCUUGACUUGAUCGGUGUGACUGAUUACUUUAGGGUUCAGGGCUUCGUGGAUUUCCUCUUGGGCCACCUUCAUCAGGAGCCCAUUGCUGGCAGCCGUGCCACUUCUGUGCAACAAAUUCUGCAUGCGGACCGUGCUGCCUGGAUGCGCCUGGCAGAGCUUACCCCCGACGGGAUUCGUCGAGAUGCAGCCGGGGCUUUGCCUCUUGACAGUUUGUGGGCCCGCUUGCAGACUGACCCGAAGGUGAUUUUUCAUCUCCUCCCGCGAGAAGGUGGUGCCCUCAAGCGGGAGAGCACCGAGCUCAAACCUGAGCCCACAGACACCCCGACCAAGAAGCAGCGCAAAGGUACCGGCAAGGGAAAAACCAAGACAUUGCGAGAGCCUAGCAAUCUUCCAGAAGAACUCAAGGGCCUUUCGUCUUGGACUAAGACCGGAAAGCCCCGACAGCGUGCCAGCACCGUGUUUUCCAUCGCCCAGUGUUUCAUUGGAUGCUUCACUGAGCUGCGAGCCCUGUGGAGGGGCCGCUACUUGAUGCCGGGCACUCUCUUUGCGGUGCUGUUUGCGUCUGCUGUGGCCCUGGCCGCUGGUCAACUCGACACUGUGCCGACAGAGGCCGUCGUGUUAAUUGAGGAAUACCACUAUCAAGUGACCGUGCCCGCGCCUUCCGGUGCCCUGCCCUCUCUUCUGUCUGAUCUGGGAGUCGGGAAGUUGGUCUCCAUUACGUGUGGAGUCUACCGAAGCCCUCUUCAGUUUGCAGAGCGAGCUCUGAACGUUGGCCAUCCUUGUGACAUGUGCAGGGCUCUACCCGAUCAAGCAAUGAUCGUUCUUGGCCAUCUGCUCAUCGAGGGUCCUGUCAAAGUUCUCAGGCGAAGACUUGAUAUGAUAACCCAGUGGAAAGCAUGGGCAGCUGAGCUGGAGCCGGCCGAAGCCGAGCUGCACAAAUCUCUGGCCCCCUCAGUUGCUGAGGUAGUCAAAGGAAAACGCCUGCUCCUUCUUGAUCGCAUAGCCAGGUCCCUGCAAUGGCCUGACACCCGCUUACAUCAGGACAUGACCAGUGGCUUCAAGAUCGUAGGGGAGGAGUUCCCAAGUGGGAUUUUUCCCCUUGAGCCUCGUCCGGCGACCCUCACGCCUGAGGAGUUGCUGGCUCAGUCUCGCUCCACAAAGCCCUUGAUCUGGGAACAGAUCAAUGACGCUCCGUUGGACGUGAACUCACGUGAGCUCUUCGAGAUCACUGAGGCUGAAUACCGCGAGAAGGGAUGGCUUGAGCAACCACGCACUUGGGAAGAGCUGGAGCUUUUGUUUGGCGAUUGGCUCCCAGCAAAGAGAUUUGGAGUACGCCAGCGUGACAAGCUGCGUCCCAUCGACGACCUUGCAGCCAACGGUGCAAACAGCGCCUUUGCCGCUUGUGACAAGCUCACCUUGCGUGCUUUCGAUGAGCUGAUUUGGUGUGCCACCUACAUCAUGCGAGCACUUGUGCAAAAAGGAUCCGUUCACCUUGUCUUGUCCUGUGGCCGGGUGAUCUCAGGACCUCUUCACGACUUUUGGAGAAUCAAGACCGAUCGUGCCCGUCCCUUGCUGAAGACAAUCGACUUGAAGGCAGCGUAUAAACAGCUACCGCUCCACCCGGAGCAUCGCAGGUUCUGUGUGGUCGGCUUGAAACAUCCAGAUACCGGUCAAGUGAGGGGCUACACAUCGAGAGUAUUACCUUUCGGGGCCGCCGGGAGUGUUACUUGCUUCAAUAGGGUUGCACGCUUGAUCCAACGGAUUCUUCAGGAAGCCUGGAUCUUAAACUGCAACUAUUUUGACGAUUUUCCAGUGUUGGAGUUAUCCGCACUGACGGGGAGCACAGAUUCAACUGCCCACUGCAUACUCGACCUCCUCGGCUUCGAGUGCUCAGCUGAGAAGGAGGAACCCUUCGGCGCCAGCGCCGACGUCUUGGGAGUCACCGUCGACCUUUCUUGCGCAGACUUGUCUGAGGUGCGUGUGUGCAACCGGCAGGUCAAGUGUAGCGAGGUGGCCGCGUCAGUUGAUGAUGUUCUUGACCGGGGCUUCCUUAGGGCUGCGGAGGUUGCUUCUCUUUUCGGAAGGAUUCAGUUUCUUGAAGGGCAACUCUUGGGACGCAUGGGUCGAUUGGCCUUGUCCGAGCUUCGUUCCCUCGGGACUUCGGGCGGAGUCCUCAAGCUCGGGGACUCCGAGCGUCAUGCAUUUCAGAAUCUGCGUGAGCGGAUGCUCCACGGUCCGCCCCGGGCGAUUUCAGCUCGCCCGCCGGGGGCAAAUGUUAUUGUGUUUACAGAUGGGGCCUGCGAGCCGGAGGGUGAUAGCAUGCUGUGCUCCAUCGGAGGGGUGCUGUAUGUUGAGAGCUCCGGCAAGUGGGUCACUCGAUACUUUGGUUGCCGACUGCCAGAUAAGCUUGUCAGGACUUGGAGUGCCUCGGGCAAGAAGCACUUGAUAGGACCCGUCGAGUUGUACGCGGUGGCGACGGCUAGAGCAUUGUGGCGAGAGUACCUCGAUUUUUCUAAAGGCAUCUUCUUUAUUGACCAUGCGGGUGUACACGCCGCAUGUGUGAAUGGGUCGUCCCAUGACAGCCUCUGGCGGCUCAUCCUUUUGAAGCUUGAGGAAGCUGAUGCCAAUGCCAUGAUUGCCUGGUACGCCCGUGUCCCGAGCCAGAGCAAUCCUGCAGACCCACCCUCGCGGGGGUCCAACCUUUUCCCUGUUUGGGGCACAUGCUCGAGGGAUCAUCCGAGCGUUGCAGCCAUGGACUCCAUAUACUGCGGCGGUCUGGAGAGCUGCAACAAGCUCUGGUGGCUGCUCGUUCACUUCGCUGCGACCUGGGGGCCCCAAUUCGAGGGCGAGAUGGACCGCUUCCACACCACGGAUGAUGGCUACUACAAGGACCGCCGCAAUGCCAUGCAUUUGAAGUUCCACGGGGAAGCGGAGGCGGUGCUCCCAGGGUCAUCUCGCUGGGGCGUAUUCACACCGGCCGCGGUCGUGCGUCUUUUGGCACCAGCCUGGUGGCGCAGAGUCGGCUUCAGCCAGGACGUGUCGCACCGCUUUUUGGAGUGUUGGCUGUACACGCAAUUUCCACUCCGAGGCCAGAUGUUCGAGGACGUCGUGGAGAUUCUGCACUGCUUUUGCGAGAUGGUCCAUUGCUCUGACUACGUUGCCGCGGUGCCUGGUGAGAUCCGGACGUUCCAAGACCUGAUGGAUGCCCGAGCGUCCAUGGUGAGGCGCCUGCGGCAGCUGAAGCAAGAGCAAUGGGUCUGGUCUUCUUUGGUGGCCGUGAUCUCGGCCUGGGUUCUUGUGAGUGGUAACCGUCCCAUCUUCAACACCGAAGCCUUGGGACCCACGUCCCAGGAGCUCCGCCACUACGCGGCACCGUGCAGUCGCCUGGGGCCCCGGCGAUUCCGGGUGCUGUCGGUAGGACAUGACGCUGUGAAGUGUUCUCGCGAAAGGAACUCCGAUGGGGUGGCUGCUGUUGCAAGCAUCCGCUUGAUACUAGAUGCAGCAUUGGACCAAGUUAUAGUAGUGAUCGUCUGGGCUAAGCGAGCUUCCGUUCCAGCCAUGCCGCUGGAGUUGGACGAUUCGGUGUUCGGGGUUUGGAUGGUGGCUCUGUUCUCCGUUUACGAUGGCUGUGCACACACAACGCAUCGACAGGGCCCUUUGGACCAUGCCAAACUCGCGAUGGUUACCCACUUUGUGGCGCGAAUCUGGGACGACAACAAGGAGACCUGCGAGGUGCUAGCCUUCACCCACGCGCUCUUCAAGAUAGCACAGGAUGCAAUCGAGAGCAUGGACCCUGACACUGGGGAUUACGAACGGUUGGAGAAGAUGCCCAGCAGUGAUUUCUUCCUUCGACUUUACGACCCGGACAGCAUUCAAGCCACGCUGGAGAAACUUCACCACAUCGCCGACCAGCACGACUUCGAUCACAUGAUCAAGUGUAUGACUUGGGCCACGGACUUUUUGGCUGGUGUCUUGCCCUUGAUUCGCUUUCAUCCACAGCUGUUGCGAAGCAUGGGGAAGCUCCAGAGCCUCCUUUUCGACAUGACUGCGAUGUUGUGCAUUCAUAUGCAGUCGAAGCUGGUCAUGUGGCUUCGUCUGCAUUAA